AUGAAGUUCUCCCUCCUCGCCUUCACGGCCAUCGUGCCAUUGGCCGCCGCACACUUCAAGCUGAUAUACCCAACCUCUCGUGGCUUCAACGAGGAUACCAUGCCCAAUUUCCCCUGCGGUGGAAUGGGCCAGUCCUCUAAUCGCACCAAGCUACCACUGUCUGGUGGCUCAUUCCCCGUCGCUCUUGAGAUGCACCAUGCCCAGACUGCCGUCGAGGUCCUUCUUGCGCUGGGCAGCAAUCCGGAAGACAACUUCAACAUUGUCCUCACGCCAACUUUCAGGGUCACCGGCCUUGGCGAGUUCUGUCUUCCUCACGUCGAGAUCAAUCAGAAGCUGAUCGGCCGUAAUCUCACCAAUGGAAUGAACGCUACCCUUCAGGUACAGACCAAUGGUGACCCAAGCGGUGGUCUCUAUGCUUGCGCCGAUAUCCAAUUCUCCUCCGACGUCACAUACCAGACACCAUCUGCUUGUAGCAAUAACACCAAUCUCGCUGCAACCACCUUCCCCGAGGCUUCUGCUGCGCGUAAUGCCAACGAGUCUACUUCUGAGGGUCAAGCACAAAGCGGAUCCUCGUCUCCCUCCUCUACUUCCACCUCCAAGGGUGCUGCUGUGCCGAUGCAAACCGCCGCUUGGGGAGUUCUUGGUGCUGCUCUCGUCGGUGGCAUUGCUGUGCUGUAA
Molecule: messenger RNA, 678 nt
Organism: Penicillium samsonianum
Lineage: Eukaryota; Fungi; Ascomycota; Eurotiomycetes; Eurotiales; Aspergillaceae
Product: putative GPI anchored protein
Exons: 2
Coding region: 1-678 (225 amino acids)
Source: RefSeq, a predicted model, not a curated record